UGCGCAUGCUCAGGUAAACAUCCGCCAUUAUUAAGGAAAUCUUGCAGACGAGAUGUGAUAUUUAAUAAGCGAAUUUAGUCAUAUUAAGCCUAAUGUCGUCGGCAUUGGCUAAGUUCAGGAAAUCCAAUAAAGAUGGGGACCUCAAAAAAGCCGCCCAGAAGGUUGUCGACCCGAAGAAAGACACACUGACUCGACUGAAACACCUUCGGACAGUUCUUGACAACUAUGAACCAGUCGAAGCCAAGAAAUUCUUUGAGGAGUCAUAUUCCCACAUCUACUACAUCUUUUUUGAUAACUUUGUCUCGGUCGAGUCAGAUCUGAAGCAAAGAGCAAAUAAAUCCCACCGUGAAGAGCUGGACCACAUUCUUCAAAUAUUUGAGAAAAUUCUUUUGCUGUUGCCUGAGCUUGUGCACAAGAGAUGGAUGUUUCACAGUAUUGGACGGAUCAUGAAGAAACUGCUACACCCUGGAAAUGGACUGAGGUUGCGUCGAGAAGGUAUGCGGCUAUUCCUGGUGUGGUACCAGAUCCUGCAGGACAAUGCGAGUGAUGAAUGUCACCAGAUCUUCCUUCAGCUGGUCCCAGGCAUGGGUGAGGGCACACACCAGGAUAUACUGUACGGACGCAAUGCUGCAACACCUGACAUACAUGCAUCUAGCCCCAAUGUGCCAAGCUAUGGAGGGAUAAUUGCAGCAGGGGAAAUAACGCCAAUUCUAGCAGUGCCUGGAGAGAAACAGCCAGACAACAUCACAAAAUUCUUCUUUGAGGCCUUCCUGCAGUUUAUAGUCUCAGAGGUGAUAAAGGUAGAGUGGAUGAACAAGGAAAUGCGUGAGGUCUGCUUCAUGUUUCUCUUCAACAAGUUCAAGCAGUCCUUCCUUAAGUGGCUCCUCCCAGAUUUCGACAAAACCAGGACAAUCUAUGAUCCAGACCUUGACUUGCCUAGAAUGCGGACAUCAGCUGACACUGCAAAUACAGACGAGCCAGAGAAUGUGUCGGAGUGCAGAGAUAUCUUCAUUCGUUGGCUUACCACAUUCACCAUUUCAACCAAGAAACUUGAAUCAGAUACUAAUAGGGGUUUCAACAUGUCGAGUUCAGCGCUGACAGACCCAGAUGAAGACACGGGCAGGCGGGACAAGACAGAUGGGGUAGAGGGGGAGGACGUACCGACCCCCGGCAGUAACACCAGCACCCUCUCCUCCAGCUCACAGAUCACAGAGAAAGACUCGCCCAAUACCAGCUUCUCCCAUGAGGAACACAGCAUGUCUGAGUACGAGAUUGUCAGGAAUGUCAUGUACUCCACCAGGGAGAAUAUCAACAUUGUGCAUGAGAUCUUCAGACAGGCAUUGCUUUUUUCAUUCAAACAUGGAGGGGCAAUACGACGUGUGAUAGCUGUGUAUAAGGAUUGGUUCCAGACAGAGGGUGAUCUGAGGCCUGUGUUUAUGCUGGAGCCCAGUGAGAGCCCCUUGGCCCUGGGCUUACCCCCUGACCUUUCACAAAGCCUCUCUGAUAUCCUGGAGGAGGACGGUUCCACUGACUCCCUCGACUCUGCCCAACCAGCCAAUCCUCUGCAACUGUCACGGGACUCUGGUGACCUGAAGACGUGGCUGCGCAAUGCCUCUUACCUAGGGGCCGUACAAGACCUGGCUGAUGGAGGGGAACUGGAUGUCCGUGCAGGCCAGCAGAAACUCAUACAGAUAUGCAUUACCAAUGCUGCCAAUAUCUUCCUGCUCAAGGCGGAUUCUGACAGUGCUCUUACCGAACAGGUUGAUAUAUGCAAGAGAGUGGUGAACAUCUACCGGCAAAUGGUCACAAAAAUCACCAUGGAUCAGAAAACAUGGGAACAGAUAUUGAGAGUGCUGCUGUGUAUUACCAAGGCAGUACAGGGUGAUCAGCCCACAGAGAACAGGGUCAGAGGUCUUGGAGGAAAACUGGCACAGCCCAUCUUCCAGACUCUGAUAGUGACGUGGAUCAAAGGGAACCUGAACGUGUCCAUCAGCCCGCACCUCUGGGACCAGUUUCUUCAGGUCCUCUCCGCUCUCACAUCAUGGCCUGAACUCAUCAAGGAAUGGGCUAAAACGAUGGAGACCCUGACUCGUGUGCUGGCAAAGCAGGUGUACAACCUGGACCUGCUCAACCUUCCCCUUGAAAGACUCAGUGAGCAGAAGGAGAAGAGGCGGCGGGCUGGCAAAACCUCCAACGAAGGCGGUUCACGAACAAAGAUGGAUGAGCACAGUUUCUCACGGGCAUGGAGCAAAAGUGAGAGUGUAGAGAGGCCCCCCAGUGGCAGUGCUUCCCAACCCCUGGCAUUUGAGAGGUCCCACGGCAAAUACAAGAGUGACGGAGCUUCAGGUAAUCGUCCUCGUCCCGAGUUAGGGGGCAAGCAGAGGUCCCUGAGUGGCACCCCAUCCCCAUGUCACUCUCGGUCAGCCUCGGCAUCUUCUGACCUUGGUACAAUGGUGCGCAGCAGCAGCGAGGGAAACCUGGCAGACCCCAAGGAGCUAGCUGAUAGGCUCAAACAAGGAAUAAUGUCCAGGAGUCUAGCAAGCACAGGGAGUAAGUCUAACUCUGCACGGAGUCUUGCCACUGCCCUGUUGUCGGUAGUGGUACCAGAUAUGAGCAAAGCCAGCGGGGCAGAAACUCGAGAGGACCAGGAGUUAGCUCAGGUGGCCUCCCCUGCUGAGACCCCGAGUAGUGAGUCGACUAGCGCUGUCCACGAUGCCAUGGACAUCAGUGGGGCCAGUAGUGUCGCGUCCGAGCGGUCAGAGACAGACACUGUCACCAGACGGUCACGGUCCCCAUCUCCAACAUCUGCCCAUUACCGUUCUGGUACUCGUACCCCGUCCCCAACCCCCAGUAGUGAGCUGGGUGUUGACCUGCCCUGCCAACACAAGGACAGUCCCACCCCAGACCGGGACAGUCUACAUAUAGAGAUGGUGGCCGGCAAUGAACAGCAGAACAGAGGCUCCCUUGAAGAGUUCAAGUCAGUAUUGGCGGGUGGCACGUGCCAGGGUUGGCUGCCAGAUGUGUCAGUGAUCCUGUGGCGACGAAUGCUGGGAGCUCUUGGAGACGUCAACAAGAUAGAUGACCCGGCCAUCCAUGCCUCCGUCUUUGAACACCUCUGUUACCUACAGGAAACUCUUAGCAGGAUGCGGGACAACAUGGGAGUGACAGUGGACAAUCAGUCAUCACCGACACCUCCAGAGCUCAUACCCCCACAGACUAUCUUCUCAUCAUGGUUGUUUGAGUGCCUUACCCUGAGUAACAAGUACAAGCGUGGGAAGCUGUUAGCAUACCAGUUGUUAUGCCAGAUGAUGAUCCGACCCCCAGACCUGACCCUCUCCCCGGACCUCUUAGCUCAUUUCUAUCAUGUCCUACACCAGGGCCUCAACCAGCAGGAUCAGGAUGUUCGUAAUGUGCUGGUGCAGUACACUGGGCCUCGCCUGUUCUACACUCCCCUGCCUGGAAACACCAUGCUUAUACUGGACAUGGUCACCGCCAUAGAGUCAAUCAUCAUCAGUGCAGAGGUCAGGGGGACCCCUCGACUUGAGGCGAUAUCUAUACUGGGCUGCCUGGUCUGCUUCCCCAACCACUACAAGGACAUACCACUCAUGCAUAAUGACCUGGAGAGGGUCACUGUCAAAUCAGAUGUUAUCAAGGACCAUGUGUUACGAUUGCUUCUCAAGGCUGGGAAGAGAGAGCCAGCUGGACUGGCAAGGUGUAUUGCAGUAAGCAGCCUGGGAAUAUUUCUGUAUGAGGAGAUUACACAUGGAACACUGCACUCCAAGUUCGUUGAGUCUGUCAAUGUUCUCCUGGCUUCACUUGGGUGUAAGGACAGGCAUGUGGCUAAGACAGCCUCAGAUAUGCUGUCUCUUUUGUCGGACCAUGUGGACAAGUUCCUGGACUUCCAUCCUGACCUGCCAAAGAGGAUUGUCAAUGUGAUGUGCAACACAGUAUGUCUACUUGUGCCUGCAGCUGGCCAGGUUCAGUCUGAGGAAGAGAGGAGGCUGGUGGUGUCCAUGAUCCACUGUGUCGGAGACUGGUGCCUCAAGAUACCUAUAAACUCCCUGUUAGAGACUUCUGAGUUUGACAAGGGCUGUCUUCACACAGUGUUUGAGAUGUUGAAUGUGACAGUGACGGGUCACACAUCCACCUCCAUUGAGACUGCAGGAAGAUGUGUGGGUGAGCUGUGGACUGACCAGGAGUAUGAAAACCUUCGCAAGAUUCCCGCGUCCAGCCCCAACCAUCUGCAUGGCUCAGACUCAACUGGGAGUCUCUCGAGUCAGGCUAAACACUCACCAGAGGAUAGCAAAUCCCCGGCCGAGUCCGACCCUGUUAAGCUGGCUGGUAGACUGAUGAUGAACCACAUAGUUAACCAUUUGUGCCAUUUCCCGAUGGGUAACGGGGCAUCAUGUCUCACCAGCUCUGUGUCAGAGUUUCAUGAUGUACCAGAUCUGCACGUAGAUGACUUAAAGGGGGAAAUAUUUUCUGCGCCCAACGUUCAAUUCUUUGUGUUAAACCAAAGAACCCUGGUAUCUUUCAUAGAACUGCCAGCAUUGCUGGACCUACCUGGAGGAGGAGUGACUGCGGGGCUAACCACUGCCCACACUGUCUGUAGGGUGGUACUGCGAGACCUCACUGGCAAGUACUGCUGGGAGAGCUCUGUCCUGUAUGGCCCUCCAUGGUGCCCCAAAGGAUCAUACUUUGAGAAUGCCCGUACGCUGCAUGGCCUCAGUAUGGGAGGGGACACAGAGCCCCUGGUGGGCCCCGAAGAGAAGGAGGUGGUUACCAUGGUUUCACAGAGGCCCCGCACUGUGUCUGACCUGCCUACUUUUGAAAACACACACACUGAUCAUGAUAACCUGUUUGAUUUGCUGGGCUACAUUGGGCACACAAGCCCGGAGUGCCUACUCAUCCCAGGUGUUCCCCUGAACAUUGAGGCACCCAUACCAGAGGACCUGAAUGAGCAUGCUGAGAUCCUGAUGAGAGGCAUGGUCCUCGAACAACAAGAAGCGGAACUUGACUACUUUAACAAACACAAGAACGAUGCCAGACGCAUGGAUGAUGAACUCAUGCUUGCACGUCCCCAGAUGCCUACAGAGAUCCAGGACCCGAGCUCCCCGUUCCAGAUGUGUCGCAUGCUCAUAGACCAGAUGGGCUUCCUCUCCUGGGACAACAGGUGCCAGUUCGAUUUAUUGAAGAAGACUGAUAAACUGUUGAGGGAAAUCAAAAACAUGGAUGCACAGAAAUGUCGAGAGACCCACAAGUUUGCAGUGAUAUAUGUGGCUGAGGGUCAGGAAGACAAGAACUCGAUCCUGUCCAACCCAGGAAGCAGCGCUGCCUUCGAGCACUUUGUGGCCGGACUAGGCUGGGAGGUUGACUUGGAGAUGCACAAGGGUUUCCUUGGAGGUCUACAGCAGAACAAGACAACUGGAGACACAGCCCCAUACUUUGCAACGCCCACCCUUGAGAUAGUCUACCAUGUGUCCACCAGAAUACCUGAGGGCAGUGAGGAGUCCAGGCAUAUCAAGAUGCGUCACCUUGGAAAUGAUGAGGUUCACAUUGUGUGGUCAGAACAUACCCGGGACUACAGACGGGGCAUCAUACCCACAGAGUUUGGAGAUGUACUCAUCAUCAUCUACCCCCUUCCAUGUGGCCUCUACCGCAUACACAUUGAUAGAAAACCAGAAAUACCACUAUUUGGACCACUGUUCAAUGGUGCAAUAGUGGAUCACAAAGUUCUACCUGGCCUUGUGAGGGCCACCGCCAUCAACGCCAGUCGAGUCAUACGGGCUCAGAAACCAUUCUACCACUCAUAUUUUGAGGAGCGGUCUCGCUGCUUUGAUUCAGUCAUGCGGAACCACGUGGACAAAACCAUCUUUGAGAACUUUGCAGCCGAUGUGUUUGCUCCAGUUCUACCUCCUAACUCCACCAUUGUGGAAUCUCCAUCUGACUCCUCCCUUGCCUUGCCAACAUCACUGUCUCAGAACGAGAUUAGUCAGAACAACAACAACAGCAAAGCGAAUACCAUAGAGACCCAGGUCUCCCCAACACCCUCGAGACAGAGCAGGGGGAGUUUAGACCCUGGCGAGAAGAGUGGUCAUGAGUCUUCCUUCAUGCGACAUGCACGCCGUUUGUCUCAGAGAAGACGGAAGAACUCAGCCGGCAGAAUCACUCAUCCGACCUCCCCACCCUCCAGUCCCAAGUCAUCCAGCCCCAAGCUCUCCUGACACCGGCUCAAAUCUAGAAACUUAAUAUGAUAUUGUUUUAAUUUAAACAGUCUAAUUAUUACUUCAUAUUACCCUACAGGCCUUUUUAUUUUAUUUUAUUUGAUAGCACUCACUAGCUGUAUGCAUUAUUUUCAAUGAAACUAUUAUACUAGCAUUAACUUUAUUUAGUAUCUUUACUCAAAACACUCGGGGAUGGAAGCAGUUUGUCUCUCACCAUUAGUUUAUAUCAUUCCCAUUUAUGAUGUGGUAUGGCAUAAUAUAGUUCUCUUGGGUGCCGUCAUCAAAACUUGGUCUGAAUUUUGAACAUAUUGGGAUGUUAUCUGAAUUAAGUGCUGAACAAAGCAUUUCUAUUGAUGGAAAUAUAUUACUUUUAAUUAGCAUCAUAUUUUGUUGUUAAAAAUGGCAUCUUUAUAUAUACGUUUUCAGUGCAUCAAUCUAUUUAUGUUAAAAACAGUAUUAAAGAAUCAGUUUCCUUUGUUAUAGAGAAACAUGUUACAUGUUUAUGUGUGAACAUUUUGAAGACAGUGUUUUGUGAUCAGUGCCAUUGGAUCAUGCUAUUUAUGAAGCCUUAAUGCAUUUCAGUAUUCAUACAUGUAUUAGGUAUCAUCUUUUGCAGAAUAAAUUGAAUUCAUUAAUUUAGAUUAAAUGUUGCCCUUUUUGAUAUUCAGAAAUAAUGAUGAGGUGAUUGUAGACAUUUUGCUAUGGCUUAGUGCUAACGGUUGUAGCUCAAUAUGAAUGUAGAAGGAUAACUGUCUUGCAUGAAGCACUUGAUUGAUAUACAUGUAGAAACAAUGCAUCAGUGCUAAACUGAAAUAAACAGGAAAAUAUCCACAUUAAAAAAAGAUGAUAAAAGUACCAAAAUAUAUGCCCAACAUAUACCAGUAAUGAAGUGUGCCAUUUAAAGAAUAAGAAUUGGAUUGUCAUUUCAUUUGUACAUACUGUUAUCACAUUUUCUUAUCAUUUCUUGCAUACAUAUAUAUUUUACUGGAAUGUGCAAUAUUUACUAUUUAUAUUUAUUCAUUAACUGUGUUCACAUGUCUUAUGUUGAGGAUUCCUGGAAAUUAAAGGGAGGCUACUUUGUAUGAGUGGAGUUCCUUUUGAUACUGAACUAAAUUUGGCUUACUCUAAGUUAAUUUUUCAACCUGUUAAUCUUGUCACAACAACAAUACAAUAGAAACAUGAUUAACUUAGAUAUUGCGAUUUUCACAAGGACUGGGGAUGGAAUUGCCAUACAUACAAUGCUGUAAUUAAAUGUCUCCCAUGCUUGCAAAGAUACAUUGGUUAAAUUGUACAUGUUUUAACCAAGCACCUAUACACACCCUAUGCAUGUGCAGUUAUACAGAAUGCAACCAGUCAAUAUCAUGAACAAAAUAUGAACAACAUAUGUAGACAUUUUGUGAAUCAUAUCAAUCCAUUUAACUAUGUCUGAUACAUGUGUUGAAAGGUUUAUAGUUUAAAAAUAGUUUUAAUUUGCAAGCAUAAUUGAGUGUGCUCAUUCUUUGCAAGAGAGCUUAUUAGCUACUGUUCAUACUCGAGUUACCUUAUAUAAGACAAACACAAAAUCAUACAAUCAAAAUAUCGGUCAAUCUUGCUUACUUAGCAUAUUGAUUUUUCAGAUUAUUUUUAAAAAAAUGCUGAAUUUGUUUUUUUUUCUUGAUGUUUUUUAAUCAAUAAACUUAUUAAUUUCUGAGUUAUAUAUGCAAAUAUCUGUACUUUAAUCAAAUGUUAAUCGCAAUUUGCUCUAUAUAUGCUACGGACACAGAUUUUAGUCAUAACUAAAUAAAAUGUGA
Mya arenaria is the source of this 8014-nucleotide messenger RNA. Its product is annotated as ral GTPase-activating protein subunit alpha-1-like. Gene Ontology annotation, biological process: regulation of small GTPase mediated signal transduction; positive regulation of GTPase activity. The transcript is spliced from 47 exons. Gene Ontology annotation, molecular function: GTPase activator activity. Lineage: Eukaryota; Metazoa; Mollusca; Bivalvia; Myida; Myidae. The coding region runs from base 93 to 6224 and encodes 2043 amino acids. The record is from RefSeq and is a predicted model, not a curated record. Gene Ontology annotation, cellular component: nucleus; cytoplasm.